UCUUCACGCAUAUGCUUCCCUCUCUCAAAAGAAAAAUCCUAGCCUCCGUUGCUGCUCUCUUCUUCAAGCUGUGUCACCGCUCCGUUGAAUCUGGUCCGGCCAUCGUCCCCACUGUUUCAGCGUCGUCGCAGCUCGUCUCUGCCGUUGCAUCGCGUCGCCUUUGUUCAGCCUUGUCGCCUCUGUUCCGCAGCCCUCGUUUGUUCCAGUCCCGCGGCCGUCGUUUGCUAGUGCUAAUCUGCUCUCAGCCUAUCCCAGUCUCGCUCUCGCUCUCUGCCUCUGCUUCUUGCGUCUCACCGUCUCCUUGCAACUCUAAGCUCUCCCUCAGUCUGUCUCGCUCAGCUUCACUGGUUAAGUCACUUAGGUUCUACGCUACGUUUUGGACCCUGUACGGCUGUACUAUCCUUCCAUUUCUGUAUAGAAACUCGUUCCUGACUUACAUACACAUCGGUACCAUCAUUCCACAAAUCGUGCCGAAAAAUGAAUCCUCGGCCACAACCGUCGCCACCUCACGAUGAUGACGACAACAACGAGGAAGUCUUCAUUGACGAGUCUGAUAUUCUGCAAGAAGUUUCCAUGGACAAUGAAGACCUUCCAGAUGCCGAUGAUGACCAAGAUUCGGAUCUCGAACAUCUCGAUGAGGCUGAUGAUUCUGCGCAUACGUUCACUGGUCAUACUGGGGAGUUGUACUCAGUUGCAUGCAGCCCAAGCGAUGCAAGGUUGGUGGCAACAGGGGGUGGUGAUGACAGAGGAUUUCUCUGGAAGAUCGGUGAUGGAGUUUGGGCUUCUGAGCUAAAAGGUCAUAAUGAUUCUGUAUCUAGUUUAGCUUUUAGCCACAAUGGACAGUUUCUUGCAUCCGGAAGUUUAGAUGGAAUUGUUCAAGUAUGGGAUGUUUUUGGAAAUCUGAAAGGCACACUGGAAGGUCCUGGAGGGGGAAUUGAGUGGCUUAGGUGGCAUCCGAGAGGACACAUACUCUUAGCUGGUUCUGAGGAUUCCACUGUUUGGAUGUGGAAUGCUGAAAGAGCUGCUUUUCUUAAUAUGUUUGCUGGUCACGGAGCUAGCGUGACCUGCGGUGAUUUUACUCCUGAUGGGAAAAUAAUAUGUACUGGUUCAGAUGAUGCAACUCUGAGAAUAUGGAAUCCAAAGAGUGGAGAAAACAUUCAUGUUGUGCGGGGUCAUCCGUAUCAUACUGAGGGACUAACUUGCUUGUCAAUAAGUUCAUCGUCAACCCUUGUCCUUACUGGUUCCAAGGACGGAUCUGCCCAUAUUGUGAAUAUCUCUACCGGGAAGGUUAUUAAUUCCGCGCCUCUUCAUUCAGAUUCCAUUGAAUGUGUUGGUUUUGCGCCAAGUGAUUCCUGGGCUGCAAUUGGGAGUUUGGAUAAAAAACUUGUCAUCUGGGAUAUAGAGCAUUCCUUAUCUCGUGCCACUUGUAACCAUGAGGAUGGGGUGACAUGUUUGGUGUGGCUUGAUGCUUCGUAUUUGGCCACUGGAUGCGUGGAUGGAAAAGUAAGAUUAUGGGAUAGCCGGUCCGGUGAAUGCACACACACAUUCAGGGGGCACGAAGAUGCCAUUCAGUCUCUUUGUGUGUCUGCUGAUCACAAUUACCUUGUCUCGGCUUCAAUGGAUGGAACAGCUCGCGUCUUUGAGGUUGGCGAGCUUCAGUAAGCAAACCCCCCCCCCCCCCCUCUUCCCUCUGCCCCACUGGUUGGUGUUCCUGUUUAUCUAUUGGGGAGGCUAAGUAUUUUAUACGAAGAUUUUUUCUUUUUAUUAUUUGUGGGAGGAGUUAAAAGAAGUUUAAAUAUUUACAUUUGUGUAUCCUAUGGUUUUGAUUGAGGUGCCAAUUCAAAAGAUAAAGGAAUGCAAUCCUGAAAAUUGCUUUUGAAAGAAUCUUAAGAUACUAAUUUUGCUCUAGAAAAUUUAGGACUUAAAGCUGUUGUCUAGGAUUAUUAGAAUGGAAGUAGUUGAAAUUUUUAAAGUAAAGUAAAGAAAACUAUGGAAUGUAUCAAUAUACGAGACGUUCAAAGUUAAAGUAGUCUAGUUUA
Arachis stenosperma is the source of this 2039-nucleotide messenger RNA. RefSeq lists its product as uncharacterized. NCBI's taxonomy places the organism in Eukaryota, Viridiplantae, Streptophyta, Magnoliopsida, Fabales, Fabaceae. The record is from RefSeq and is a predicted model, not a curated record. The transcript has 11 exons. Bases 478 to 1662 code for a protein of 394 amino acids. Gene Ontology annotation, molecular function: protein binding.